This is a messenger RNA of Colletotrichum godetiae, 433 nucleotides long. RefSeq lists its product as uncharacterized. The transcript has a single exon. The record is from RefSeq and is a predicted model, not a curated record. Lineage: Eukaryota; Fungi; Ascomycota; Sordariomycetes; Glomerellales; Glomerellaceae. Bases 162 to 374 code for a protein of 70 amino acids.
GUCAACGGGUAUCUCUGGUAGAGUCAAAGUCGAGUUAUCAUCGCUGUUAAGUAGGUAAGCUUCCCUUUGCGUCAAUACCUUAGUUGAGGCCAUGCCCAAGCUCUACGGACUUGCAAAGUUUUGUUUUGGUCGCAUUUCACAAUGAAGUCAUUUGGAAGACCAUGAUCGACAUCCACAGCAUUCUACUUGUUUGUUGGUCUAUCUGUUCGCUAUGUUUGAUUGUCCGGUUGUCUGCAGUGAUUAUCAGUUCCGUCCUGUACGGGAUGGAAAACACUUCCGUCGGCUGUCCACAUUGGCAAGCGCAUGAGGGAUCUCAUCAUGCGAUACUUCACUCAGUAUUCACGCAGCUAACCCUACUAAGUCCGUCACGAUGAAGGUCUUCUCCCUCAUCACCACCCUCGCCGCGGCGGGCGCCGCCCUCGUGUCCGCGCAG